GGAUUUGAGGAACCACUUCCGGUUUUAUGCGGGGCACAUACUAGGAUUUCAGCCGCCACUUGACACAGCAUGAUUUAAGCAGUUUGCCAUUCAUUUCUGCCGCCGGGGAAAGGAGCGGUGACCUGCCACCUGCACCGGUGGACGUUUUAUGCGAAGAAGCGCCAGCCUUCCAAGCAAGCAGCGCUUGUUCAGACGUGGAGCUGUGAUGUCACGGAUCUUACCAUUUGCACGGUGACAGGUGCCUGUGUGACACACGAUCAAGCUACUCGCUCUUCUUUUUGAUCAUCGCUGUUCCAGGUGAAGCCAUGCCUGUCUCCCUGCUGUGGGCGGUGGACGUGUACGGGCGCGUCUACAGCCUGUCCACCGCGGGACAGCAGUGGGAGCAGUGCCGCAUUUCCCAGAUGGAGUUCAAGCGGGUGACGGCAGCCCAGACGUGCUGCUGGGGCAUUGCGUGUGACAACAGCGUCUACCUGAACGUCCACGCGUCUGACCUGCCCAUCCGCUACCAGGAGGACACCUACGAGAAUCAGAGAUGGAAUCCCGUUGAUGGUUUCUCAGACCGCUUGCUACCAAGUGACCGUUGGCAAUGGAGCGACUCUUCAGGGCUGCAACAUCAACCCCUGAACGGCUUCCAGCUCCCCUCCAGCACCUGGGAGUGGGAGGGAGACUGGUAUGUGGAUGAAAACCUUGAGGGAGAGCCCACAGAGAAAGAGGGUUGGACGUACGCCAUGGAUUUUCCUGCCGCCUACACCAAAGACAAGAAGUGGAACUCGUGUGUCCGUCGCAGGCGGUGGCUCCGCUACAGGAGGUACAAAGCCAUGGACACCUGGGCCAAGGAUGAACCCGGACACAGCACACACACACAGAGCAAGUUCUUUAAAAUCCCCUCACAGCAGACAACUCUACCAGACCCCUUUAGUGACAUCAGCUGUGGAGGCUGGGAGAUCAGUGAGGAGCCCGGGGGCCGGCUGUCUCUGUGGGCCGUGUCCCUGCAAGGAAAGGUGUGGUUCAGAGAAGGAAUCUCUCACCACAACCCUGAGGGAUCUUCAUGGGUGGAGGUGCCUCUCCCCGGAGAAGUGGUCCAGAUCAGCUGCGGCCCUGGGGACCUGGUCUGGGCCGUGCUUUGGGAGGGGCAACUACUUGUCAGGGAGGGCAUUAGUCGAGACAACUCGAAAGGUACUUCCUGGGCAGUGGUGGAGUCUCCGAACCCCGAGGUGGGAGCUAUACAUGUGGCUGUGGGAGUGAAUGUAGUCUGGGCUGUGACUAAAGAUAACAAAGUGUGGUUUAGGCGAGGUGUGAAUUCUCACAACCCCUGCGGUUCUGGGUGGAUCAGCAUGGUUGGAGAGAUGGCCAUGAUCAACGUUGGACUGAACGACCAGGUGUGGGCUAUUGGCUGUGAGGACCGGGUUGUAUAUUUCAGACAGGGGAUCACCUCCAGCGAACUGAGUGGUAAAACCUGGAAGGCCAUCAAUGUUCCUAGAGACGGGGAUCGGUCCCACUCCAGUGCGAGUGCAAGCAGUCUACAUAGCGCUGGUUGCUUUUUUUCUGGUGAGGUGCGGGCUCCAUCAGUAGCAAGCGAUGCUGAAUUAGACAUAGAACAUCCCCCCGGUGAUGGAGCCAUCAGCAAUGCACCAUUGCAUUGCCCAGAACCCUGUGUAGAUGCCCACAAAAACACUUCAUCAGAACUGUGCAUCGAGCCGCUUAAGCCCCACAUCCCCAAGGUCACAAGCGACAGCUUCAUCUCUGAACUCGUCUCCGACAGAAAACCGGCAAAGACUGAUGCUGAAUCAGUCUCUUCUGCCGUCUUGGAGGAGGAGGUUGUCCCUGGAGAAGGAGAGGUCAAUGUUCUGUGUAGUGAUGCCAUUACCUCUACUCAGUCAGGUGGUCCUCCUGAUCCCCAGUGGAGUAACGUAGAUCUGGAGGAAGCACAGAUCCAGCACGUUCAAACGGGGGCUGUGCCAGACUCUGCCGACUCCUGCAGUUUGUCAUCGGUAGCAACCUACACCCUCGCCUUGGAGGAUCAGUAUGGGGCGGACGAGCACCCUCUGUGGGCCUGGGUCAGCGGAGGAGGCUGCUCUGUGGACAGUCACUCUCAACUCAACUGGUUUAACUGCCCAUUGAACACAUCUAUGCUUCAGUCGGUCCAGUCCAUGAGUCUGUCGGUGUCUCCUGCACAGACGGCUGCUUGGCGGAAACAAAUCUUUGAGCAGCUCACUGAAAGGUCCAAGAGAGAGAUGGAUAAUUUCAGGCAUUAUGAACAAGCCAUUGAACAGUCGGUGUGGGUGAAGAAAGGAGCCAUGCAGUGGUGGAGAGACUGGAAGCCGCAUAAGUGGAUUGAUGUUCACUUUGCCCUGGAACAGUUUUCAGGAGCUGACGGCAACAAGGAUGGGAUUUUAUUCAUUUAUUACAAUUACCACGAGGAGAAGAAGUACCUUCAUGCCUUCAUUAACGAAGUGACCAUCCUGGUUCCUGUGCUGAAUCACUCCAAGCACACGUUUGCCAUCUACACUCCUGAACGUACCAAACAGAGGUGGCCGAUAAGAUUGGCAGCUGCCACAGAGCUGGAGAUGUAUGACUGGCUGGCGUUGUUGAGUGUUUCCUGCUGUGACUCCAGAGGGAUCCAUGGUCCUCCAUCCAAGCAGGCAAUCUGGUCCAUCACCUGUAAAGGGGACAUCUUUGUCAGCGAGCCCUCCUCGGCUCUGGAAGCCACGCCUUACCCUACACCCUGUGAUCAAAUGUUCUGGCGGCAGGUUGGGGGCCACCUGCGUUUAGUGGAUUGUAACAGCCUGGGGAUAGUGUGGGGCAUCGGCUAUGACCACACUGCCUGGGUCUACUCUGGAGGCUAUGGAGGAGGCUUUUUCCAGGGGUUGGCCAGCAGCACAGAUAAUAUCUACACACAGACUGACACCAAGAGCGUUUACAUCUAUGAGAACCAGAGGUGGAACCCUGUUACUGGCUACACAACCAGAGGCCUUCCAACAGACCGCUACAUGUGGAGUGACGCUUCAGGAUUACACGAGUGCACUAAGACUGGUACAAAACCACCUUCUCCUCAUUGGACGUGGGUGUCUGACUGGGCUAUUGACUACAGUGUUUCCGGGGGAACAGACAGAGAGGGCUGGCAGUAUGCUGCAGAUUUUCCAGCGUCCUAUCACGGCUUUAAAACCAUGAAGGACUUUGUGCGGCGCAGGCGAUGGGCCAGGAAAUGUAAACUGACAACAACCGGACCUUGGCAAGAAAUUCCACCAAUCCAACUGAGUGAUGUCACAAUCCUGCCUUGUAGCGCUCAGAGCAGCGUAGAUGUAGUUCCUCUUUGGGCGAUCAGCAACAAAGGAGAUGUCCUGUGUAGAAUGGGAGUCACCCUACUGACACCUGCUGGAACCUCAUGGCUUCACGUGGGGACAGACCAGCCUUUCAAGUCCAUCUCCAUCGGAGCUGCCAGCCAGGUUUGGGGCGUCGCCAGGGACGGUUCCGCCUUCUAUCGGGGGUCGGUCUCAGCACAAAGCCCAGCAGGGGACUGCUGGUACCACAUCCCGUCUCCAGCCAAACAAAAGCUGAAGCAGGUGUCCGUGGGCAGAACAUCAGUUUACACUGUGGACGAAAACGGGAACCUGUGGUACAGACAGGGAGUGACCCCCAGCUACCCUCAGGGCUCCUCCUGGGAGCACAUCUCAAACAAUGUGCGCAAAGUCUCUGUAGGACCCUUGGAUCAGGUAUGGAUCAUAGCAGACAAGGUUCAGGGCAGCCACAGUCUGAGCUGCGGGACAGUGUGCCAUCGACUCGGAGUCCAACCCAUGGACCCCAAGGGACAGUCGUGGGAUUAUGGCAUCGGGGGCGGAUGGGACCAUAUCACAAUAAGAGGAAACUCCAUGGAGCCAUCACGCAUCUGUCUUUCCUCCAUGACAGACCCAUCUCCCCAAGCCCCUCGCGGCCCCCUCCCAGUCAGGAGCACAGAGAGCAGCAGCCCCCUGAGCUCUUAAUCUCACCAUGUAGCCGUCAAACACCAGGAUACCUCUGGGUUCCACUCGGUUUAACAUGAACCUUCAGGUUUACAGUUGUGGGCAGUAUUGUAGUAUUCAGACGAGCUGAGCCAGUCUUAUAUUUUACUAGAUAUUUACUUCUAUAAAUGCAUUUUCUGCAGUAGAUCAAAAUGGGAUUUAUUUAUUUUGUGUGUUGGUGUGCGUUUUUUUGUACCAAUCUCCCCAUGUCGAGUCAAUGUGACGAUAAAAAAAAAAUGUGUGGGCCACCACCUACCCUACAGAGUUUCUGUUGGAUUUCCCAACUGAACUCGGGCCAUUUUCCUCUCAUGAUAUCAUUCUUUCGUUGGUUUGGAUGUAUUCUAGGGCGACUGUAAUGUCGAAAAUCUAAAUCUGUCUGCAUUCUAGGCUAUCUAGGAGACAGCUGAAGGUUUUGGGCCAUAACCGACUGGUAUGUGGCGUUCUUUUCUAAUGACCUCGGCUAAAACCUGUCUUGUAUGUUCGGUAAAGUAAGCUCAGAGUAUGAUGCUGCCACUAGCGUUUUUAACCUGGGUAUGCUGCUGUCCUGGAUGAAAAGAAGAGAAAUCUGUAGUGCAACCCUACUCCAACCUGGCAAAAUGGCCCGAUUUUUCCAUUCACAUCACUGUUCCCUAUUCUCUGCUGUUAUUGAGCUGCUAUCACUGUUCCGUGGUACACAUAUGAUGCUGUGGACCUUUUGUACCCUUUUACUUAAUGCUUUUGUACAAUAAGACUCUUGUGAACCUUUGCAACACCUCUGGAAGUUGCGCCUUUAGCUAAAGGAUGCCGUGAACAUCCUGUGUGGAACGGCAAGCCUAAUUUCAGAUGGAACAGAUUUAAUGUAGUCGAUAGCAGAUGUGAACUCAAGAGGACUGAUUGCUGCAACUGAAACAAAAGUUAAUUGAAAAGAAGUUGAAAAUCUGUCAUUUAUUCUACCAGGUUUUUGCAGCUUUUACAUUCUUUCUUGUAAUAUAGUCGUUUUUCCAUUUGAAUUAGACAGAAUAUAUGUUGUAUUACACAAGGGAAAGGUUUUAAAAUAACUUAUCAAAACUUUCUUUAUUUUUUUAUCUAAAGAAUGCAUUUUAAUAGGGGUAUGUAAACUUUUGAGAGCCACUGUGUAUUACCAGGUUGGGGAAAAGUCCACUGAGCCGUCAUUUUUAAACUUUGAGGUGACAGAAAGCACAGAAAACGAGACCUUAAGAGAACACUAGCGCACAGACGAAGUACGCCACAGUUCACCACAAUCCAUUACAGUGACUUUCUGUCGGUGGAACCAAAAACUUUGAAAGGAUAUUUUAUUUUUAAAGUUAUCAUGGCACAUGUACAAUGUUUAGCUUUAACAGGAAAAGAGUGGAUUUUGUUUUGAACAAUUGUGUGGUUAAAAUGUUUAAACUAAACCUUCCUCUUUCUCAGUAGUGGUUGCAUCUGCAUGUCGUCUACUUCCUUUGACCAGAUGAUGGGACAGUGACUGAGCAGUUGCAAAAAAAAAAAAAAUACUUUGGUUAUUAAUUUGUACGUAUAAAUAUAGCAAGUAUUGUGAAUGUUGUAAAGAUACAUUCAGAUGGAGACGUGUUUCUGAUACUGAGGACUUGGAUGAGUUUGGAUAUUAGUUUAGGAGACGGUGCUUUUAUUGUACUUGCAGAACAACUUACUGCCUGACUGCUGAAGCGUUUUGGAAAUGUUGAUCGUGUCCAGAUACGCGGCUGUUAUCUGUAAAUGGUAAUCGUCUUGUGUAACAUGAUCCAGUUGUGCAUCGUCCAAAACAAAAUAAAGUCGGUGUCAAUAAAUAAAAUGGUUUUAUUGAUAGCAACUAA
Fundulus heteroclitus (mummichog) is the source of this 5809-nucleotide messenger RNA. RefSeq names its product tectonin beta-propeller repeat containing 1a (gene tecpr1a). The record is from RefSeq and is a predicted model, not a curated record. Bases 306 to 3980 code for a protein of 1224 amino acids. Gene Ontology annotation, cellular component: membrane. The transcript is spliced from 26 exons. Lineage: Eukaryota; Metazoa; Chordata; Actinopteri; Cyprinodontiformes; Fundulidae.